GCAGUAACUCCACGGUGGAGGCGAUGAUCAGCAAAUUACUAAUCGUGACGUCACUUCAUCACCUCCUCCGUGCCAAGCCUACAUCAUUAGGACCGGGUGUUAAUUUCGAGACCUGCUGGAAGCUGGAUCAAAUCAUACAGGCAGCGGUUACCUGAGGUGACAUUUUGAUUCGGAAAUUGGAUUAUUGGUGCUUUAUUGUAACUUUAAAGAUGGGAGAAGGAUGCUGUGAACGCUUCAAGAUCUGCAUGGGGCGAAUCCCCUGCGCGAGUUUGAUCGGGUUCAUCUUCUUCAUCCUGGGGGUAACCAUUUACAUCGGCGCGAUACUCUCCGCAUUUGAUAUUGUCACCAAAUACUUUGAAUUUGACUAUGAUUUGAAGAGAAUCGUAGUCCCUUUUUACAUAGUCAUGCUGGCACUUGGCAUUUUCUUCAUCGUCUUCGCAUUCCUGACCACGGGCGAGACCGGCAAGGAACUUUGUCAUAAGGAGUGUUGUAACGUGACCGGAAGGAUCAUCGAGGUUAUCUGCAUAUUCAUCGCUUGGGUAUUGAACGUGGGCUUCCUGAUCGUAUCCGGUGUGACCCUCAUCCCGCUGGUUAUCUUCCUUGUCAUGAAGAUGUCAUGUGAGACUGAAUUCGUCAAGAGCCUCACUGAAUGUGUCAGGCUAAUCCCUAUCGGCCCGAUGUCUUCACAGAACAAUACAAUCUGCGGAGAUAAAGCGAGUGAAUUCUGCAAACAGGCGGACGAGAUCAAAAGCAACAUGAUCGUUGCAUACUUCGGCUCUAUCAUCGUCUGCAUCGGAUUGAUCCAGUUCCUGAUGGCCAUGUCCGCCAACUACGUCCACGUGAAAGACGAUGAAGAUGGCGCCGGCUACGAAGACUUGGACAAACCUAAAACGCCCGCGCCGGCGCCGUAGAGACGCGCCGCUAUGCUGAAUUCAUCAUCCACAACUUUCCCUACCAGCGCUUUUCAAAAUCCACAACUGGUCAAUCAGAACAUAUCAUAAGAUAUUAAUUUAUUUGUUGGUGAUUUUGAAUAAUAUGCACAACGUACUAGUGUCAUAAAGAUUUAUGAUGUAAAUGUCUUAAAUUCAAUGUUAUCAAAUGAAUCGUGUGGUUACAUGUAUGAGAAUGAGAAAUAAAGGCCCUCAUAUGCUA
Molecule: messenger RNA, 1152 nt
Organism: Lineus longissimus
Lineage: Eukaryota; Metazoa; Nemertea; Pilidiophora; Heteronemertea; Lineidae
Exons: 7
Coding region: 210-911 (233 amino acids)
Biological process (GO): neuron projection development
Cellular component (GO): plasma membrane
Source: RefSeq, a predicted model, not a curated record